AUGACGGCCAGCGCGCACAACGAUUACGUCUCGUACCAAGGCCUGACGAACCAUACACGGCAGCUCAUCGCCGAUACAAUAUCCUAUCUCAACGGCCUCUUGGACAAAGACGACGUUCGUUCAAGGAACUCGGCAGUCUGCACUAUCCUGCACCUAACCGCCGUAGCCAUGCUCUGUGGAGAAUACAGCGCAGCGUUCACACAUCUCUACGGCAUGUUCGAGAUCUUGCGCCUGUACAAAGCCCAGCAAACAAGCUGUGACGUCUCACGCACCACCUGCCACUACAUUUACGAUGUGCUCAAAUUCAAAAUCGAGAGACUAGCUUUCUGUCUGUACAACAUCACCGGCCGCAUUGGACCGUUCUUCACGGAGCCCCCAUCCUGGGACCCGCUCGAUAGCAAUUUGUGCUUGCCCUACGAAGCGCUCACAGGGUUACCAAAGCUAGACAGUCUCUUCUGCGACUUCCGCGCACUGUGCCACGAGGUUUAUCAGAAGAGCGCGAGCAGAAAAAAGGUGGAAGCACGGUACUUCCGCAAUGCGAUGCACUCGCUGCAGGCACGCGUGCUAGCGCUGUCUCCCGGGGAAGGCACCCCGUUCGCAGAAUGCCUCCGUCUCGCCAUAACAGCUGCGAUCACGUCGCAGACACAAUUGCCGAUGCGCCGCUUGGAGCAUCCCUACCUAGAUGCCCAGUUCCGCCGAUAUCUACCCCUUCUCGAGUGUCCCGCCGACCAGCAGAAAAGGAAUGUUGUGUUGUGGAUUGUGAUGGCAGCCUUCAUUGUCGCCUUUGAUCCGGAGGAGGAAACCAUCCCGUGGGCCGAAGCACUCUUCCGAGCGGCGGCUGGCGAUACAGACGACUGGGAGGCGGCUCGGCUGAGGGUUGCGAGCGUCACGUGGUUUCCUCGGUAUAUAGAUGUGCAGAAUGAGAAGGUGUUCAAGGCGCUGCGCAAGAGGUGGCCAGUGCAGGAGACAAGGCCAUUGCAACAGAGCCAUCCAGGCAAGGAUAUAGUAUUGCCGUUGCAUAUUGUUCAAGAGCUAUCAGAGGAUAUUGGGCGCUUUGUUUGA
This is a messenger RNA of Didymosphaeria variabile, 1062 nucleotides long. RefSeq lists its product as uncharacterized. The transcript has a single exon. Bases 1 to 1062 code for a protein of 353 amino acids. The record is from RefSeq and is a predicted model, not a curated record. NCBI's taxonomy places the organism in Eukaryota, Fungi, Ascomycota, Dothideomycetes, Pleosporales, Didymosphaeriaceae.